CGGUGAACUACCUGUUUCAACUAUUUUCAAUUUUGUUAUAUCUUCAGUUUCAUUAUUAAAAAGUGUAUGAGUCAAUGAUUUAUGCGUAAAGUAUUAUAUAGUUAGCUCAUUGGAAAGCAAUUGGGAAGUAAUAGUGCCAUUUACAAAUUACGCCCACAAAAAUGGAUCGCAAAUUCAUAAUUAUCGGAGCUUUAGCAACAUCGACCAACUUAAACAAAUUUCAAAUAACUCGUGGUUUUGUGAUUGUGCAGAAAGGCCAGAUCACGCAUAAAGGAGAAUCAGAUUGUACAAUGUUAAAAGAACAGAGCGUUAUUGCUGGCAUUCGGAGAAUAGAAUUACUGGAUCAUCAAUUCCUGAUGCCAGGCUUUGUCGACUGCCACCCACACGGCUCACAGUACCCUAAACCUCCUUCAUACCAAAACAAGAAGGUAAAAACAUACCGCCCAAAAAGGCAAUAUGAGUAUCCGUUUUAUACCAGCAGCACUUACGCUAAAAUGGUGCAUAAAUUGGUGCGCUACGGGACUACGACUGCCAUAUACUAUGGUAGUCUUCAUGUCGAUAAAACUAUGGAGCUAGUCAGGCUACUUGUUCAGUUAAGACAGCGUGCUUUUAUUGGAAAAGUGAAUGAGAAUACAGAAAAUCGUCACAAUUACUUCAAUGACAUUCAUAAAGAACUGGACGAUACUAAAGACUUCAUUGAGAAAGUUCUUGCUUUGGGCAACGAUCUGGUGCAGCCCUUCGUUGCCCCACGAUUCGCCGUCAGUAGCGACAGUGAGUUGAUGGCUGGCCUUGCAAACAUUGCAAGCCAAUAUAAUAUCAACUUCCAUAGCUACAUCUUGCAAUAUGCGUGCGAAGCUCGUGAAGUGCUUAGGUCACAUCCAGACUGCCAGCACUACGCUGCAUUUUUCGAUAAGUUUGGUAUUCUUACCAGUAAGUGUGUCCUGGCACACGCAGUACAUUUGAAGGACCCUGAUAUUGAACUGCUAAAGCUACGUGAGGUGGGCAUUGCCCAUUGUCCCGCAGCCAACACUCGCUUGCACGCUGGACUCUGCCCCGUCCGCAAGUUGCUUGACCACAACCUUAAAGUUGGACUUGGCUCAGAUGGAUGCGGGGGUAACAGUGUGUCUAUCCUGGAUGCCAUACGUCGCGCCAUGGAUGUAUCCACGCACUUGGAGUUACAAAAUAGCGAGAACCGUGGCAUUAGCUGGAAAGAGGCGUUCUAUCUUGGCACUCUCGGAGGAGCGAGAGUGCUCAAUUUGGCCCAUAAAGUAGGGAGCCUGGAAGUAGGAAAAGAAUUUGACGCACUCGUAAUCGAUAUAUAUGCGCCAGAAGGUCCAAUCGACGUUUACAACAAUAGCCUUGACCGAAACGCCGCAAAUUAUGACGAGAGCUUAGUGCAACGUUUUUUGUAUUCUGGAAAUGACUGCAACAUCACGCAAGUCUACGUAAAAGGCCAUCUCGUUAAGGAUGAUGCAAAAGUAAUCAUUACUGAAUCUACCAGUGAUGACAGAUGUACACCCCGCCAGUAAUAAUAUAAUCUAUGACUACAAAGAAAAAUUAAAUUAAAAAAAUGGUUAUGUUUAAUUAAUAAUAAUGCACUUAGCAUUAAGCAAUGUUUUGUACUCCCCUAUUUAUAUUUUUAGUGUAAGCAAUUGU
This is a messenger RNA of Hyposmocoma kahamanoa, 1656 nucleotides long. RefSeq names its product guanine deaminase-like. NCBI's taxonomy places the organism in Eukaryota, Metazoa, Arthropoda, Insecta, Lepidoptera, Cosmopterigidae. Bases 162 to 1529 code for a protein of 455 amino acids. The record is from RefSeq and is a predicted model, not a curated record. Gene Ontology annotation, biological process: guanine metabolic process. Gene Ontology annotation, molecular function: guanine deaminase activity; zinc ion binding. The transcript has 8 exons. Gene Ontology annotation, cellular component: cytosol.